AUGGAAAUAGAGCAGCCAACAAGAUGGACGGACGUAACGAAGGAGGCGUCUACGAUAGGGGCGCAGCAGUCAAACAACAAGGCGUGGGGCGAGGCGUGGACAAGCGAAGGGAUCGCGUUGGCUUCCUUCCCGUACCAUGAUAGUGCUCCUGGCCAUGAUUAG
This is a messenger RNA of Anthostomella pinea, 162 nucleotides long. The record is from the annotation of a GenBank genome assembly. NCBI's taxonomy places the organism in Eukaryota, Fungi, Ascomycota, Sordariomycetes, Xylariales, Xylariaceae.